GAGAAAUGUGGAUGGAAAUUGGAAAGUAACUAAGUAGGUAGGAUUUGUAAACAAAAUGGUGCCACGUCACGUUUCAUUGUGUUUGAGUGUGAGUGUGUGUGUAACAGUGUUAAAUAACUGUUAGUAAUAGUAGAACUGUUAGGUAAGUGGAAGAAGAAAUGGGUAUUUAAUAUGAGUUACGUCUUAGACUAGAAAAACACAAACAAUAUUGAAAUCCAUUCUCUCUUCUGUGUUACUCAAAAUGGCAAUGUCAAUAGAGAACAAACAAGUGUUGCUGAAAGGCUACGUAGACACAAUUCCAAAGGAAUCAGACAUGGAACUCAACACAACUCACCUCAAUUACCUUCCAAAUCCAAAUAAACAUAUUCUUCUCCUAAAGAAUCUCUAUCUCUCUUGUGACCCUUACAUGAGAGGUCGUAUGAGAGAUUUUCAUGACUCCUAUCUACCCCCAUUUCUUCCUGCCCAGCCGCUUGAAGGUUUUGGUGUGUCCCAAGUUGUGAAAUCUGAUCACCCAGAUUUCAAAGCUGGUGAUUAUGUGAGUGGGAUGACUGGAUGGGAGCAAUACACACUAACCUCUUCACCCCAGCAAGCCCAACAACUUAGGAAAAUUGAUGAUGAUCAUCAAAAUCAAAUUCCUCUUUCAUACCAUUUGGGACUUCUUGGAAUGCCGGGUUUUACUGCUUACGUAGGAUUGUUUGAGGUGUGUUGCCCCAAGAAAGGAGAGUUUGUUUUUGUUUCUGCAGCUUCAGGUGCUGUUGGUCAGCUUGUUGGUCAGCUUGCUAAGUUACAUGGUUGCUAUGUUGUUGGAAGUGUUGGUUCAAGCCACAAAGUUGAUUUAUUGAAGAAUAAGCUUGGCUUUGAUGAUGCUUUUAACUACAAGGAUGAGCCUAACUUGGUUGCAGCUUUGAAGAGGUACUUCCCAGAAGGCAUUGACAUCUACUUUGACAAUGUGGGAAAAGAGAUGCUUGAUGCAGCACUUGGGAACAUGAGAGUUUUCGGUAGGGUUGCCGCCUGUGGAAUGGUGUCCCUCAACAGUCUCUCUGAUCCUCAAACAAUGCACAACUUGUUCAAUGUCAUACCCAAGCGUAUCAAGAUACAAGGAUUCCUACAAAGCGAUUACUUGGAUUCAUUCCCUCGUUUCUUUGAACAUGUUUCCACUUACUAUAAGCAAGGAAAGAUUGUGUACAUUGAAGACAUGAGUGAAGGCUUGGAAAGUGCACCAUCUGCUCUUGUUGGCUUAUUUUCUGGCAAGAAUAUUGGCAAGCAGGUCGUUCGUGUAAUCCACCCAUGACUUGACUCCUAUGAGUGUUCACUCUUUGCAUCAAAGGGGCCUGAGAGCUCCAAUAGCUUGUAAUUGGCUUUUCAAUUUUUGUUUGAUUUGGCUACUGCUUUAUUAUUCUACAGCAAGGAUCUUAUCAUACUUACAUUCCAUUUAUCUAUCUGGUGCAAACAGAGGCCUUUCAAUUUAUUCACUGUUAUAUUAUAAAAGAGAUGCUUUCUCUGUUCCUAA
Cannabis sativa is the source of this 1510-nucleotide messenger RNA. Its product is annotated as 2-alkenal reductase (NADP(+)-dependent). The transcript has 4 exons. Lineage: Eukaryota; Viridiplantae; Streptophyta; Magnoliopsida; Rosales; Cannabaceae. Gene Ontology annotation, molecular function: oxidoreductase activity, acting on the CH-CH group of donors, NAD or NADP as acceptor. The record is from RefSeq and is a predicted model, not a curated record. Bases 242 to 1291 code for a protein of 349 amino acids.